GUGAUUAACGGUUUAAAUAAUUUUUUUUACAGAAAAUUUACAAAUGUUAAUAAAAUCAUAUGAGUAGGAAGUGUCAAUAAUAAAUAUUUAUAUGAAAAUAUACUAUAUAUCUAUGUCAAUAUCACAAAAAUUUAAUUUUAUACCAUAUAAAGUAAAUAAAAUGAUUGAUAUGAUUUAUUUACCAAAAAUGAAUGUAAAUAAACAAAAGGUUUGGUUUCGAUUUAUGCGCUUACUAUAAUUUAUAUACUUUUAUAUAUACAAAUUAUUUUUUAAAUAGAUGGCUUCUAAUAUGUUAAUUGAUCCUGACAAAUCCAGAAAUACACUUCUUUAAACCGAAGUGAUUUUUAAUAUUUGAAGCACUAUAUAAAUUAUUUCAUUCAGAUUAAAUAUUUUAGUCUUAAUUUUUAUUCCUAAAAAUAUUUUAAUGAAAUAUCAUGACAAGAUUUCAAUCACCUCCUUUUGAGUUUGUCGAAGAAUGAGAGAUUCUGUCAUUCGUCUAAUAUUUGUUUCUCCUUAAUAUCCUAUCUAGCUAUUAUAAUUGUAAGAAUGAGAUAUUUGAACUAUUUAUUAUUGUAGGAAUGUAAGAAUGAGAGAUUUUGAUCUUAGAUAUGUAUGUGGAGUGAUACUAAUUCUUACAGAUGUACAUCUUUUAAAAAUUGAUACUUUUGUAAUUCAUCGAAUUCACAAGAAAAGUUAAACAAAGAAACAAACUCAUAUCAGUGAAAUAGAAACGAGAACGAAAUCACAAUUUUGUAGAGGUAGAAAAUGAAAUCAUUUAUAGAGAGUCAAUAGUAAACAAAUCUAGAGCAGAAAACUUAAUCCCCUUUUGUCAUUUUACAAUCGAUGUAUCCUAUCUGAUUUUUGUGAUUUGUAUCAGCCGUAAAACUUAAUUUUUGUUUGUGCAUAUGAAGUCUUAAAGAUAAUUAAAAUGAGCUGUAAUAUGUUAACUCUUCAACGACGAUAAUACAUUUAAGAGACCAAUAUUCGUAUUCGUUAUUUUAGAAUCGAUAAAGAUUGUAGUGUUGCAAAAUGUUAUAACCAUUUAAUGUACAAAUAUUAGUAUAAAAACUCACUCCGCUCAUGCACGCGGAUUAUCAUCUAGUAUAUAUUGAAGAAGGAUUAAGUAAAAUAUAUGUAAGAGUAUGAUCAUAAAGUUGCAUAAUAUUACAUGCCAUAAAGUUUAGAUAUUAUUAAAUGUCCUACAACUUAUAAUUGGUCACAUUCACCAAUAGCAACUGCUUCAUCACACUUGGCUUAAUUUCACCUUGCUCCACCACGAUACGGUACUGCCAUAGUUCCGGGCGAAGAAUGGUUCGAAAACGACUUCGAAGCUGAGGAUACAGAUCGAUUAACUAGACUCUGUGGAUGUUGUUGAAUAGUAGUUGUUUGCGUCUCUGAAGGAACAUUGCUUCCCAUUUCUCUCGUGCAGCAGCAGCAGAUAUUCCCCAUGACUGAGUGAUGUAAGACUCUAAAAGUGGUGUACCUGUCCGGAUUUUAUACUAAUUGUGUUGUGUGGUUGGUGAAAAACAUUUGUGUAAAGUUUGACUUUGGCGGGAUUAUGUAUCAGUCAUAGUCAAAGUUUGCUUUUUUCUUUGAUAUUCUAAAUUUGUAAUAAUUUAAUUUUAGUUGAACAAAAAAAAAAGAAAAAAGUAUCUCACUACUUAUACAACAAAAUCUUUUCUUAAGAAUUUUAGAUACAUAAGAUCUUAGACUGGUACGAUCCACAAGGCAAGCUACCCAAACCAUUUAUUAAAACAUCGAGUUUAACUGGAUAUUUUAAUUUAUUUUUUCUUCUAAUAUAUAUAGAUAAAUAAAAUUGAUAUAAUUUUAUUGUAAUACUCAAGUUAUAAAUGAAGAAAAUCAAAAGGAUAUAAUUUUUAAUCAAAACUAUUGAACUUGAUUUCAAUAAACACAAAUACAAAUUAGUAUUUUAUAUACAUAAAAUGGAAGGAAAUAAAGUUAUAAACUAAUUAAGAAAUCAUUGUGAUUAUUUCAUUUCAAUACAUUUAUUUAUUUUAUUUAUAUAUAAUAUUUUACAGCCUAAUAUACUAUAGUUUUUUAUGUUUAUUUUGUUGGUUUGUAGUGAGACAAAAUUUAAUAGGGUCAAUAAUGUUUUGGGUUGGGAUCACUAUUGAAUCUAUACAAUUAUAAUAGAAGAUCCUUUUUAGGUCUCCUUCUAUUUUGCAAGUAUUUAAAGUGUCAUGCCGUUGCUCAUUUAAAAUAGUGUUGUUUGGAAACAAUAGUAAGUUAGGAAAAAAAAGUAAUGUGCUUAUGCUAUUAAAAAAAUUGAAAGUUUAUUACAUUAUGUUAAAAAGUAAUGAUUUUAUGUUACUUGAUAUACAUAUUCAAAUCAAAAUAAUAAUUUAUAAUUGAUUUAUAUCAAAAAUUCAUUCAAAAAUAUACAUAUAUUCAAAAUUUGAUUUUUACCAACAUAUUUUACAAUAACCAUUAUAAAAAUAUUUUCAAUAUAUAUAAGAAAAAUACAAUACAAAACUCAAUUUCAAACAUCAACUUAAAUUAUGGUUCUUAUAUUUCACAUUAAAAUUUAAAAAUAUAAUAUAUGUGAUUGUUUAUAUGAUUGUACGUAUAAAAUAUUAUUAAUUAUAAGAAAACUUAUUUGAUGGUACGUAAAAAAUACGAUUAGUUAUAUGAUAAAAUAUGUAACCUACGAUGACAUAUUUAUGAUAUAUAAUAGUGUUUGUAACCUAUGAUGACAUCUAUCUAAAAAAAAUGAAACCCAAACAGAUUUAAACCAAAUCCGAAUGAAUGGGUAUAUGAGCACACUUUUAACGAUUUAUUUAUAUUAAUAUAGGUGGGGAAAAGAAUGAACCAAAAUUCGUCAAACCCAAUUAACUCGAGCGGUUGACAAAAAAAAAAAAACUCGAACGGUAAAAAUAAAAAUAUAUAUUUACAGAUAAACCGAAUAAAUGUAUAUUGAAUGAACCCGAAAUUAAUUGAUUCGGUUGGUUCAAUACCAAACUCUAAACCGUAGACUACCCUAUCGAGUAUACACCAUAUCACAGCAGAUUACUAACUACCGUAACAGAAUCAUCCCGCUCAAUCUCGCACUUCGUCUUCUUCUUCUUGGCCACUCUCAGUUUCUGAUCGUCUCCACUCUUCCACGAAAGCAAGCUAUGAAGAUUCUCAAGUGCGAUCUCUUACUGAUUGUUAUCGCUGUAACGGUGGUGGUACUGAUGGCGCCGCCGACGAUCUCCGCCGCGAAGGUCGGAGUAACCUACUCCACUCCCGACUUCAGCUCUGGAUCCGUCGAAGUUUCUCCAGAAAGAAUCGUAGCAAAGAUCGUUUCUAUGGAGAUCGAGGCGGUGAGGCUUCUCGAUCCCAACCCGGAGACGAUUCGCGCCUUCGCCUCCACGAACGUAUCUCUCUUCCUCUCUGUUCCCAAUCCACUGGUCCCGAUGCUGGCUUCACAUCGUUCGCAUGCGUUCGAGUGGGUAAAGCUCCAUGUCCUUCCCUUCCACAAUCGCACCAAGAUCUCCAUGAUCUCCGUCGGAGACGACGUGAGUUUGGCCGAUGCUCCGCCGCCUCUGUUUCUCCUCCGGGCAAUCCGAAACGUCCGUCGAUCUCUUGUGAAUCUUGGAAUCGAAACGGUUUCUGUAUCUACGACGUUUUCAUUCUUCAGCAUCAUCCCAUCGCCUUUCCCUCCUUCGUUGGCGCGUUUCGAGAGCCCUAACGGAGACGUGAUCAUCAAGCCGAUUCUGGAGUUUCUGGAGAAAACUAACUCUUCCUUCGUGGUGAAACUAUACCCAUACUACAUAGACUCCUCGGUUCACUCGGGGUUUGCCUUUUUCGAAGAUCCGUUCAGCUACGUCGACGAUUCUUCCAUCAUCCAAGUUCGCUAUGGUAACCUAUUCGAUGUGAUGGUGGACGCGGUGGUGAGGUCUCUGGCAGUCUUGGGUCACGAGAGCCUUCCGGUGGUGGUGGCGGAGACGGGUUGGCCGAGCUGGUCCUCGAACUCUAGUGAGGUUUAUGCUACACCAAAGUGCAGUCAGAGAUUCCUAAAUGCUCUUGUUGAUCAUUUGAGAGCUGGAAAGGGAACUCCUUUGAGGAAAGAAGGCGUUUCAGAGGUUUAUAUAUUUGAACUCUGCGACAAGCAACAAAGCGAAAGGACAUGGGGUCUUCUCGACUAUCAUCUCAACACCAAAAUGAACAUCACUUUCUUCCUGGAUGAUAUACCUGAGAUUGAGAAGAAGAGUAUACAACUCAAUUACUUGGUUAUUGUAUGCAUGCUCUUUCUUGCUGUCAUUAGUACGGUUGCCACUCUGACCUGUUGCAGUAAUAUUGUUAGCGCUUGGAAGGGGACGCCAGCUAAGCGCGAGCGUAAGCAGAAGAAGCAAUACUAGACUAGUCUAGACUCGCAACAAAACUGAUGUUCAGUUGUACUUGGGAUAUUACACUUCAUUCUGUACACAUUUUAUCAUUUUCUUCCACCUUUUGUCAAUAAUGGUACUAUGUUUUUGAUGGUAUUAUCACCAUAAAAAUGAUAUACAAAUGGUUGUGACUUGUGAAU
Brassica rapa (field mustard) is the source of this 4528-nucleotide messenger RNA. RefSeq names its product glucan endo-1,3-beta-glucosidase 12. Lineage: Eukaryota; Viridiplantae; Streptophyta; Magnoliopsida; Brassicales; Brassicaceae. Gene Ontology annotation, molecular function: hydrolase activity, hydrolyzing O-glycosyl compounds. Gene Ontology annotation, biological process: carbohydrate metabolic process. The record is from RefSeq and is a predicted model, not a curated record.